AUGGCUAAAGUAAAUCAGACUCUGCCUGAAUUCCUCCUUCUGGGGUUCUCCGACCUAGGGCCCCCUCUUCUGAGGGUGCUUCUGGUCUACCUGGCCACCUUGCUGGGUAACUCUCUGAUCAUCCUUCUCACAUGGGCCAGCCCUACCCUUCACUCGCCCAUGUACUUCUUCCUGCGCCACCUCUCCAUGGUGGAGCUCCUCUACACCACUGACAUCGUGCCCAGGACCCUGACUGACCUGGCCUCCCUGCACCCCUGCACCAUCUUCUUCCGGGGCCAUGCAGCCCAGAUGUAUGUCUUCAUUGUCCUGGGCAUCUCAGAGUGCUGCCUGCUCACAGGAAUGGUCUAUGACCGCUAGGCUGCCAUCUGCCGGUCCCUGAACUCCUCCACCCUCAUGAGCUGGUGGGCCUGCAUGGCCAUGAUGGGCAUCUCCUGGCUCAUGGGCAUCAUCACGGCCACCACCCAUUCCUUCCUCAUCUUCACCCUGCCUUUCCCCAGCUGCCCAAUCAUCCCACACUUCCUCUGUGACAUCCUGCCAGUACUGAGGUUGGCAAGUGCUAGGAAGCACAGGAGCGUGAUCUCUGUGAUGACAGCCACCGUGGUCUUCAUCGUCGUCCCCUUCUCUCUGAUUGUCACUUCUUACGCCCGCAUCUUGGGUGCCAUCCUGGCAAUGGCCUCCACCCAGAGCCACCGCAAGGUCUUCUCCACCUGUUCCUCCCACCUGCUCGUGGUCCUCCCCUUCUUUGGAACGGCCAGCAUCACCUACAUCUGGCCCCGGGCAGGCUCCUCUGUUACCACAGACUGCAUCCUCAGCCUCUUCUACACGGUCAUCACCCCCAUGCUCAACCCCAUCAUCUACACCCUUCGGAACAAGGAGGUGACAAGGGCCCUGCAGCACAUGGUGAAGAGGCAGGUCCCCUCACCCUGA
Messenger RNA from Balaenoptera musculus (blue whale), 927 nucleotides. Its product is annotated as olfactory receptor 10P1. NCBI's taxonomy places the organism in Eukaryota, Metazoa, Chordata, Mammalia, Artiodactyla, Balaenopteridae. Gene Ontology annotation, biological process: G protein-coupled receptor signaling pathway. Gene Ontology annotation, cellular component: membrane. The record is from RefSeq and is a predicted model, not a curated record. Gene Ontology annotation, molecular function: olfactory receptor activity; G protein-coupled receptor activity.